Planococcus citri (citrus mealybug) is the source of this 1329-nucleotide messenger RNA. RefSeq lists its product as uncharacterized. The transcript has 6 exons. NCBI's taxonomy places the organism in Eukaryota, Metazoa, Arthropoda, Insecta, Hemiptera, Pseudococcidae. The record is from RefSeq and is a predicted model, not a curated record. The coding region runs from base 242 to 1147 and encodes 301 amino acids.
UUAAAUAGUCACUUUCAGUUCCGUUUAGCAUAAAACGUCGUGCUUUUGAACAAAACACAAAUAUUAAGAUAACACAACUAAGUAACAUGGCCUGACCUUAUGAAAAUUCACAAAAAAAAAAACAUCUUAUCCUCACGAACCUACACAGUAGGAACAUACGUACACAGUAACAUGUAGUUUACCAAGCGUUCAACAGAAGAAAAUUCGCACUUUCACCAUUUUCAAAUCAUCGAAAUUUAAAAUGCGCGUGCUCAGUAGCAUCAUCAUUCUGUUGGUACUCGUCACAUUGGCAGCAUCAGCAUCAACCUCAACGUCAAUUGGGAGAUUCCUACCAUUCAGUGGAUUUUAUCCAAUACCUGCUAAGACUCCAGAACCAAUAAAUAUCAUUUCCGGAUUGACGUACCCGUACUACAGGUAUCCGCCAAUAACAUAUUCAGGAAACAAUGGGCAAGAAGAUGCUUACUUGAUAAACGCCGGAACCGCGGUGAUAGCAGUUUUGAAGAAUAAUUACACCACAAAUAUCGUUCAAGGGGGACCUUUGGGUAAAAGCACGUAUACAUACCUUAGAACCGUAUUUCGCUGGACAAAUAAUACUAAUGGUGUGGCUUAUACCUCUAUCAAUGGAAAAAAUGGCUCUCCUUUAGAAGUAUUGAUCGUAUACGUCAAUCAGAAAUACAAAUCGUACACCGAAGCUUUGAAAUACCGCGACGGUAUGUUCAAAACGAAUAUCCGGAUUUAUAUUGGAUCGAAGCCAAACCCCGCAUUUGAACCAUUCGCUGCGGCUAUGAAGAAAAUUCAAAAACCUGGAAAAGUUGCAAUCAAUCUGCAAGCUGUUUUUGAAUGGUAUUUCUAUUUUCCUUCCAACACCAGGUACUUCGUGUAUCCAGGACAGGUUCUAGAUCCGAAUACUCAAAAACCAUUUUAUUGCUCCACUUCCAUCGUACCUUUUUUUAAUCGAGCUCAGUAUAUAUCUCUAGAACAGUUCAAGGACACAUUCUUGAAGGUGAGAGGCUCUGAUGGUAAUAAAUUGAUCACCCAAGCUUCACAGCACCCUGUAGGGCGCAGACCAGUGGCACAUAGCCGAGGUUUGGUCAAGAAACCAACGUCAAAUGGCAAAACGUACCCAUCUUUGAGUGGAAGUAAUUAAAAAUGUAAGUACAUAGGUAAUUUCAAGUUGCGAACAAGAGAUGACAGAUUAUUAUUCUCUUCAAAUGACAAGUACCUGGCAUCAAAUCCAGAAAAGUUUAUUUUUUUCAUCCUGACUUCGUUUAGAAAAUACUUACAUUUUGUCAUCAUUGAGAACCAGAUCUACAAUAAAGUUUUCCGAAA